UUGUUGUGGAUGCGAGGAAAUGAACAAUGUAGCCCCGUGCGCUGAUGCUGAUCCACGCAGAUCUACAGUACACCUCCAUCUGCACUGACCUGGAGGACAGUCUCCGUCUGCAAACCUCUGGACAGCAGGAUCCGGACACCAGUGCGCGGUUUCCAGCCCUGAACUUCACGGGUGAAAUGCACUGAGCCAUGCAGACAGAAGGACGAACAGAAAAGCAGAAUCUGCAGCGAAUCAUUUCUGAUGGCCUCUGUUGAGCGAUCGGUCGGUCCAUGUUUCUGACUCCCGCUGAUGGACCGCAGGAUUUGGGGGCGAUGCUGGAGCUUCGGGGCCUGUUCUCUGGCUGGUCUGGCCCCUGCUGAAGCUCCCGGCGUGGCCCUGGAGCGCAGCGGGUGAGCGGGUGCGGGACGGCCUCAUGCAGGCGCGCAAGAAGUACGUGCUUCUUGGCCUGUGCACGUGCUGCUGGAUCCUGCUGUAUUACUGGGCCGGCCUGCAGGAGCGCCUCCUAGGGCUCAUCACACACAGAAGAGGAGAGGUGUCGCGGCCCUGGCCUGAUUGGCUGGAUCGGGCUUUACUCCCAAAUUUUGCAGAGCAUUUGGAUCUCCAGUAUGGCGGCGGCCCGGGCGACUCUCCUCGGCAGCGGAAACAGGCAUGGAGCGGCAUCUACAAGGACAGUCGCUGCCGGAUGGACACGUGUUUUGACUUCGGACGAUGCCAAACUCAAAGUGGCUUCCGUGUCUACGUCUACCCACCUGAAAAGGGUGAACGUGUGUCAGAGAGCUACCGUAAAAUUCUCACUUCAGUCUCCGAGUCCAGAUAUUACACCUCGGACCCUCGGGAAGCGUGUUUGUUUGUGUUGGGAAUCGAUACGUUGGAUAGGGAUCAGCUUUCGACGCAAUUUGUGCCCAACGUUGAUGAGCGGAUUCGUGGAUACCCGCUUUGGAACGACGGGCGAAAUCAUGUCAUCUUCAAUCUAUAUUCCGGCACUUGGCCAAAUUACACUGAGGAUUUGGGUUUUAACGUUGGUCAGGCUAUUUUAGCUAAAGCUAGUCUGAAUACUGAACAUUUCCGACCGGGUUUUGAUAUUUCCAUCCCGCUGUUCUCCAAGGAGCACCCGCAGAAGGGCGGGAAAAGAGGAUGGCUGGUACGCAACUCUGUUCCUCCGAGAAGGAAAUAUUUGUUGAUGUUUAAAGGCAAACGCUAUUUGACGGGAAUCGGCUCGGAUACGCGCAACGCUCUGCAUCACAUACAUAAUGGCAAGGACAUCGUUUCUUUAACAACGUGUCGCCAUGGAAAAGACUGGGAGAAACACAAAGAUGCUCGCUGUGACCAUGACAACCAGGAGUACGAGAGGUUUGAUUAUCAGGAGCUUCUCCACAACUCCACCUUCUGUCUGGUUCCCCGUGGCCGGCGUUUAGGAUCCUUCCGGUUCCUGGAGUCUCUGCAGGCCGCCUGUAUUCCGGUGUUACUUAGCAACGGAUGGGAGCUUCCCUUCUCUGAUGUCAUCCAGUGGAAUCAGGCCGUUGUUGAGGGCGACGAGCGGCUGCUGCUGCAGGUGCCGUCGACGGUGCGAGCGGUGGGAAUGGACAGAGUUCUGGCCCUCAGACAGCAAACACAGACGCUCUGGGACGCUUAUUUCUCCUCCGUGGACAAGAUCGUCCUCACCACGCUGGAGAUCAUCAAGGACAGAGUGUACACACACAUCUCCAGAAAUAAGCUGAUGUGGAAUGCCUUACCUGGAGGACUGCUGGUGCUGCCCGAGUUCUCCACACACCUGGCGCAUUACCCCUUCUACUACCUGCACCUGGGGAUCAGUCCAGGUCAGGAGUUUACCGCGGUGAUUCACGCCACCUCACCGCUGGUCUCUCAGUCUCAGCCAAUCAUGAAGCUGCUUCAGGUCGUCUCCAAAUCGAAAUACUGCUCACAGAUCAUCAUCUUGUGGAACAGUGAGAAGUCGCCCCCACAGAGGAGUAAAUGGCCACCGAUGCCAGUGCCGCUCACCGUCACAGAUGGCAGGAGGAAAACGAGCAGUCGUUUUCUGCCACACGCCGCCAUCGAGACGGAGGCCGUUCUGAGUCUGGAUGAAGACACGGUGCUGCUGACCAGCGAGAUCAAUUUUGCUUUCCACGUGUGGCGGAGUUUCCCUGACAGGAUUGUUGGCUAUCCUCCCAGGAGCCAUUUCUGGGACCCUGUAAAAAAGGCCUGGGGCUACACCUCUAAAUGGACCAACGAGUACUCCAUCGUCCUCACUGGAGCCGCCUUUUAUCACAGGUACUACCAUCACCUGUUCUCGCACUACCUGCCCUCGUCUCUGCGUGCUCUGGUGGAUCACUCCUCCAACUGUGAGGACAUCCUGAUGAACUUUCUAGUGUCUUCUGUGACGCAUCUGCCGCCUGUUAAAGUGGCACAGAGGAAGCAGUACAAGGAGAUGCCCAGCCUACAGGGCACUAAGAUGGCGCCGUGGGCGAACCCUGAGCACUUUACGCAGAGGCAGGAGUGUGUGAACACCUUCUCCAGCUGGUUCGGCUACAUGCCCCUGGAGCACUCGCAGUUUCGGCUGGAUCCGGUGCUCUUCAAGGACCACGUGUCCGUCCUGCGCAAACGCUACAAAGACCUGGAGCGAGUCUGAGUGGUCAAUAUACGGAUGGAUGAGAAACACUGCAGAUCUGUCAAUCACUCAGACCUGUCAAUCAUUCAGACCUGUCAAUCAUUCCAGCUGCUGAUGAACUGGAGGACGGUGCUGUGGACUAACACACACGACAUGAAGCGGUUAUUACAUGAUGACCAAUAAAAUAACUACAAAAUGCAA
Danio aesculapii is the source of this 2806-nucleotide messenger RNA. RefSeq names its product exostoses (multiple) 1c (gene ext1c). The record is from RefSeq and is a predicted model, not a curated record. The transcript has 13 exons. Gene Ontology annotation, cellular component: membrane. Gene Ontology annotation, molecular function: glycosyltransferase activity. NCBI's taxonomy places the organism in Eukaryota, Metazoa, Chordata, Actinopteri, Cypriniformes, Danionidae. The coding region runs from base 413 to 2626 and encodes 737 amino acids.